Messenger RNA from Cydia amplana, 7720 nucleotides. It is a transcript of the gene enok, whose product is annotated as histone acetyltransferase KAT6A-like. NCBI's taxonomy places the organism in Eukaryota, Metazoa, Arthropoda, Insecta, Lepidoptera, Tortricidae. The record is from RefSeq and is a predicted model, not a curated record. The transcript is spliced from 11 exons. The coding region runs from base 642 to 7697 and encodes 2351 amino acids. Gene Ontology annotation, cellular component: chromatin; nucleosome; MOZ/MORF histone acetyltransferase complex. Gene Ontology annotation, molecular function: histone acetyltransferase activity; transcription coregulator activity; DNA binding. Gene Ontology annotation, biological process: negative regulation of DNA-templated transcription; nucleosome assembly; positive regulation of transcription by RNA polymerase II.
GGAUAUCAAAAAUAUUUUUUCAUAUAGCAACUGAUUGAUAGCCAUUUUGAAGAGCCUUUUGUUGGUGUUUUGUGAAUGUUUUCAAGUAAAUUUUGUAAUAAACCAUUGAUAUAAAAGUAAAUUGGCUAUUGGAAAAUCAUUGCGGGCUACAAACACCAAAUCAUUACAUGUCAUCACUUUGUGUUGUUUGUUUGUGAAGUCGCAUUGUGAAAAAAAAAAGAACCGGAAAGGACUCCGCUGUAUUAGGUUUUAUUUUACAUUUAGUGAGGGGUAAAUAAGGAACAAUAAAUCAAUCAACUCUUUUGUUGAAGUUAUUUAGUGAAGUGUAAUUGAAUCAAAGCAUUUACGUCGCGUGUAUUCCUUCGACGUAAAUUUGGAUUGUCACAAGAUGGCCGCCAUCGGAUGCUCGCUCCGCCGAAACCCGCUCUCAAAGCGCGAUGUGUCACCCACGGGCGCCCGUUUGGCCGCCAACAUGCUGUGAGCCGGCGUCGGGCGGCGCGCUGCGCUCUCCGGCCCCUACCGGCGAGGUUCCAUUUCGUAAAAUGGAAUUUCGCUCGAGGCGCCAAAAUACGAUGGGUGUUGACAGCGCUCCAGUACCGUACCGUUACUCCGACGGCCGAUCAAAAUAAUCGUAGACAAAGAUGAGCGAGCCGGAAGACGUCGGAAAGGAUGUGUGGAAGCGAUGGAUACUCGAGGCGAUUCGGAAAAUACGUUCACAAAAACAGCGGCCGAGCGUGGAGCGCAUCUGUCACGCGAUCAGGCAGCACCACAACUAUCAUGAGGACGUGGUCUCCGAGCGCCUAGAGCGGGCCGUGCGCGAGGGCGCCGUGCUGAAAGUGUACAACAAGGGGCAGAGCUCGUACAAGGACCCAGGGGGGUUGCAAAGCAGGACUCUUAGGAUAGCACCGGACAUUGAUGUGUCGCGGGCAGUGGCUAAAGCAGUGCGUGAGUUAGGUGAACGGGACGGUAGUGACUUAAAGACUAUAGAGAAACACCUGCAGCAGGCAUACCAAGUGACUGUGGACCCUGAAGUGGAUGUGCGUACAGUGUUGAAGGCCGCAGCGAAGCGGGCCGUUACUAGGGGGUUGAUAACCCACCAUCAGGGAUUUUAUAAGGCUACGGAGAGACCAAGGGCUGGGUCACAUGAGCGAACUCCGAAGCAGAAGAAGAAUCAGGAACCAGAAAAGAGCCCCGAAGGUCUGCCCAUCUGCGCCGAGUGCCUGGGCACGGAGACGCGCAAUAGCAGCGGCGAGCCCGAGCCGCUCAUCAGCUGCCAGCAGUGCAAGUCGUACGCGCACCCCACGUGCCUCAACCUUCUGGACCACACCACACAGACUACUUUAAAGGCGCUGCGCUGGUCGUGCGGCGAGUGCGCGUGGUGCUCGGUGUGCGGCAGCGCGGGCGGCUGGGCGGCGCGCUGCGCGUGCUGCUCGGGCGCCGCGCCCCGCUACGCGCACGCGCACUGCGCGCCGCCGCCCUGGCGCUGCGCCGUCUGCAAGGACAUGCCCGCUACUCCGAAGCGGUCGGGUGGUGCGCCGACGCCGCGGACGAAGAAGGCGCGCACGCGCCGCGCGGCCUCGGACUCCGAGCCAUCCGACGGUAAUGACCCCGCGCCGCUCGACCAGAUAAUGUCCAAGGAGAAACAAAAGUUUUUCAGAUUCAGCGCCUUCAACCUCGUCAAGCGGCGGCGCGACUCCAGCGACUGGGAGGGCUGGGACCGGGCGAGGUUCAACGGGGUCCGGGUCACGAGGGUCCAGAGGCUGGAACUGCGCUUAGAGCGCCGGAGGCGACAGCCCUCGACCGACUCGGAUUCCUCCCCCCCGUCCCCCCCUCGGGAACACUUCUCCCCACCCUUAAGGUCUCCCGUCCACACGCCGACCAUCUUCGAGCGACUCGCCAGCGACCCCUGCAAAGGCGCCUGGGGUUUCGCCGCCGAAGCGCAGAAGCAGCGGCAAAUCGAGGAACCCGUAAUAAAGCGACGCUCGGAGUCCCCUAGAAAACAGAAAUUAGAGCCGAGAAGGAUAGCGCGCCGACGCAGCAGAUGCGGCGAACGGUUACUGACUACCUUAUUCGACGGCCUCUCGGAGUUUUACUCGGUACGAACGGAAUCUAGAUCCCAAUCGAGGCAUCGCGGCCGGCCUCGAAGAGAAAAAUCCGUCCGACGCGAAUCGCUAACGGAGUCCAGAGAAACCGAGCGGCAGGUCUUAAAAGAGACCCGCAGUACGUUCCGCAAGCACUUAGAGACGUUAAAGCGCGAGCGCAGCCCGAGCGCGCCCCCAGAUUACAUGAAAGAGGAGUGCAACAGUAUACUGUCGGCUUCGUCGCUAGUGCGCCUGGCGGCGGCGAAGCGGCACGCGCGCGACGACAGCGAGAAGCUGUACCGCGCGCUCGCGGAGGACCGAGCCCCGGCCAGCAAUCAGACGGAGAGCAAGAAGCUCCCCCCGGGCGUGACGGCUGGCGACGCGUCGCUGUUCACGGCGGCGCUCGCGGCCGUGGCGGCGCCCGAGCCCGCGCCGCAGCCCGCGCCCGCCGCGCCGCCGCGCUGCCCCUCCGCCAUCGAGUUCGGCCAAUGGGAGAUCGACACGUGGUACUCCAGCCCCUUCCCGCAGGAGUAUGCCAGGCUACCCAAGCUAUUCCUGUGCGAGUUCUGCCUUAAAUACGCCAAAAGUCGGGCCGUGCUCAUGCGGCACCUCGACAAGUGCCUGUGGCGGCACCCGCCCGCCACCGAGAUCUACCGCUGCGGCGACAUAUCCGUCUUCGAAGUCGACGGCAACGCCAACAAGAUCUACUGCCAGAACCUCUGCCUACUCGCCAAACUCUUCCUCGACCACAAAACGCUCUACUACGACGUUGAACCGUUCCUAUUCUACGUGCUGACGAAAAAUGAUAAUAAAGGAUGCCAUCUCGUCGGAUAUUUUUCGAAAGAGAAGCAUUGCCAGCAGAAGUACAAUGUGUCGUGCAUUAUGACGAUGCCGCAGUACCAGAGGCAGGGCUACGGGCGGUUUCUCAUCCAUUUUAGUUAUUUAUUAUCAAAAGAGGAAGGUCAACCCGGAACACCAGAAAAACCUCUAUCCGACCUCGGCCGAGUGUCGUACCACGCUUACUGGAAGUCGGUCAUACUAGAGUUCCUCCACGACCAUAAAGACAAACCGUUCACGCUCGAGGACAUCGCGCAUACAACGGGCAUGCACAUGAACGACAUCGCCGCCACCUUCCAACUGCUCGGUUUCGUCAGAUACCUACCCAACAAUGACUCGAUGAAACUAGGACUCUGCAUAGACUGGAAUAAGGUCGAUAGUCACGUGAAAAAAUUAAGAAGUAGACCGCGGUUGGAAAUCGACCCGGAAUGUCUUAGGUGGACGCCGCUUCUGGCCCCAACCAUCAACCCCUUCAGGUCGCCCGACGAAGGCUCUGCAGACCAGGACACUGAGAACGACGAGGAAAUGAAAACUGAGAGCGAAGACACAGCGACAGAACCUGAAACACCAGUCACCAAAGCGGAGACCAAGUUGAAGACCAAAAUUGAAAAGGACAAGACCCCUGAACCUGUUGAGGUCACCUCAUCCGGACGACGGCGGACGAGACCUCUCAAGUACAGUGAAACUACUUAUCAGACCACUCCCACGCUCGCUCAGGAGGGCGGCAGAAAGAGGAAACGGGAUGUAAACAGAAAGCUAUCCGAAUCCAACUUAACUGAGGACGAUAAAAAACCAGAGGAGACGACUCCGCGGCAACAAAGAAGUAAAAGUGUUGCGAGGCGGUCAUCCAGAGUCGCUCUGAACGAGCUCAACGAAGACUCCAACCCUACUCCGACACCUAGAAGCAGGAGACAGAGUGUUAAAGAAAAAGAGACAUACGCCUCAGAUAGCCAGGAUAGCCAAGAAGACACCCUCGACACUUCAGUCGCAGCGACAGCCAGUGUCAAAGCGAAAGCGAAGCGAAAACAUCCCUGGCGCGGUCGCCCUAAGAAGCGACAAAAGGUCACCAAAACUAAUAAAGUCAGAACUGAUUCCCCUGACGCAAAGAAAGCGAAAAUGGACGAGGAAACCAACUGCAAAACUGACGACGACUCCAUGGAGGAAGAAAAACCCAAAUCGCCUGUUCAAAACCACAAUUCCCCUAAGAGUCAAGAUGUCGAAAAACCCAAGGAGACAAGCAAGAAUUCAGACAGCUCUGAGGACUCUUCUGGGGAGGCUGAUGAUGAAAUGGAUGUGGAAGAGGUAGACGAUAAAAUAAGUGUAUCCAGCAAACCCGCCAGUCCUCGGCAAGUAGAAGAGAACAGCACAGAUCAUCACACAAGUGACAUGGAACUUGACAGCAUACACAUGGAUUCACCAAAAUCUAUAGCUGAGAAAGAACAAGUCAUCAAAGAAACCUCCACUGAAGACAGUGAGAAAAAUGACAAACCCAGUGAAGACGUAGAAUCACCCGCUGUCAACGCUACUGAAUCAAAACCGGAGUCGCAGUCGCAAAAAGUAGAUGAGCAGGCAGAAGCGAAAAAUGGCGAAAUCCAGUCGCCAUCUAAACCUUCGCUAGACGACAAAGAGACUAUAGUCAUAUCAGAAUCAGACGACAAUAACAGCCAAAGUUGUCCACUGCCUUCUCCUAAACCCAACAACACGGUGCCGGCGCAAACUAACAAUGAAAACAAACCUAAAGAGGUUGAAGAAAACGAAAGCCCUUCUAAGGUUAUACCUGUUGUGUCCACGGAGAACGCUCACAUAGUGCUAGACCACAAGAUUCAGGAGGAAGUGAAUCCAAGUAGACCACCACCGGUAGAUCUUAUUGUCCCUAAAAUACAUCAGAUAGAAACUAUAGUAGUUGAAGGAGAGUCUGACAAUGGCCCAUCGCCCCAUGUCAAUACGCCACCAAAACUGAAUGAUAAAUCUGUUAUCAACGAGUCUCCAAAACUAAAAAGGACCCCAGAAAAAGUAAAUUCUGAAUGUGAACAGAAAAAGUGUGAAAUAAGAAAGGAAACGGUAAUACAACAUCAGGCUAUGGACGAGCUUAAAAGUCCAGAAAAAAAGUCUCCAACUAAACCUGACUCGAUCAUUCAGAAUGUGGACCUUCAAAGAGACAUGAGCAAUAUGAAAUUACCCGAAAUGCCAAAACUUGAUUCCUACACAGAUCUACCAGAUAGGAAUAAAUCUCAAAAUUGCGUUGUUGGCAAAGAAAGCGAAAUCACUUUUAGAAAUGACUUGGUUAAUCCAAGAAAAGACGAGAUGGUCAUCACUAGAAAUGUCAUAGAACCAAAUAUGAUCAACUACCAGAAUACAGUGAGCAACUCCAUGACGAUACAGCAAAUUAAUACGGCGCAGCACUCCUACCUCAACCAUAGAGCCAGCGUCAGCAAGGAGUCUCAAUCUGUUCAAACUGACAAAGUGAUGAAGACCAGUGAAGCUAACAGAGUUAACAGCAUGUCUGACUCGCCUGUGAUAAGCAAACCGACCAAACUAGAAGUGCCUCAUCCCAUUACGUCCCCCGUCAUCAACCCAGUGAUACCCAAAGUACCCAAUGUUACAGAUAUCAAUUUUUUACCUAGAUGCCAAAGCGCCAAUGCCGCUGUUAACCUGGGCUCUGAAAUGGACCCUAAUUUUGCGAACAGCAAUGCUAUCCAGAAUUCUCUCGGAGGCUCCAUGAGCAUCGUCCAAUGUAGCUCGCAGGAUAAAGACUUAAAACCGAGGGAGAAAAGCAAGCUCAGAGAUGUAAGAGUGAAUUCAGCUCACAGCAAAUUGGAAAAACCGGAAAAGAAAAGCAAGAAUGACACUCCUAGAAGCACGCCGGAACCUAAAGUCGUUUUUUUUCCAGAGCAAACCGCUAACGCGCGAAAGCCGGAGACGUCGGUUCCUAUAAACGUCAUCAACACCAACUCCGGCCCCGUCACAAGCAAGCCAGAGACUAAACCGACCAACGAAGCGCCGAAGAAGCAAGAUUUUUUUAAGAAAGAGAAAACUAACACCGCCAAAUGUGAUUCAAAAAACAACACAGUCAAACAUGACAAAACUUGCACUACGCAACUCGCCUUAAAACCGGACCAAAAUGAUCUAAACAAAAUGCUGCCCAAGCUUCGCUAUGAUAACGAUCUUGUUCCAAAAGACUAUCCCAUGAAUCAAAUCCCUAACUACCACACAUCUCAUGCUCAGUACCAGUGGCCGCCUUGGGACCCAGCACGCCUGGCACAAGGCACAUGGGACCAUAACAGAUUUCUCGACAUGAAAAACAGCGAUAAAAACUACCUGGACAAAUUCCAGGGUUUCAACCUACCUCAUCUUGAACAGAUGCAGAAAUCGCCCCAAAAGCUCCAUCCGAAAUAUGAUCAGAAAGAUUUCCAUAACAUCGCUUACGGAGCGAUUUCAUCCGGCAUCUACGCCACUACGGGCCUUCCGCAUUUUAAAGAAACUAAAGCACCAACUUCAAAAGCCUCGGAAUGCUCGCAGAAGAACGAUUGUAAACCUUCCAAGCAAUCCAAAACGACCACGGCUUGUCAAACGCAGUGCGAGCCGAAAAAAUCUCAGGCGCAAAACGAGGCUCAAAUGAAACAGAUGAUGCAACGCCAAGUCAAACAACAGGAAGCCGUCACCAGCUGCGCCGAAUACCGACAGCAAAGCCCUCAAAUACUAACCUCCCCCGGCUGUAAAACUCCUUUCAACAACGGUCCAUGUAGCCAAGAGAAAGAAAUAGAAAAGAAGAGUAGACAAAAGAAGGAGGAAUCGCCUAAAGACAGUAAGGAGGAAAUGUGCGAAGCGGUCAGCCCGGCUUUGCAAUCUAUGGGAGUUUAUACUCCAGACUCGACCAGCAAUUCUGUACAUUCAGUGCAGUACCCCUCCUGUGAACUCGACGUAUCGCAACUAGGCUUAGAAUCGCCCUCAAGUAUCGGAUCGGAUCUGGCGUCCCCGUGCUACAUGCACGCGACGCCGUCGCCGCAGUACCCGCACUCGGCGAUACACAUCCCUUCGAUCAUGACGCAGCCCAACCAGCCGCCGAAACAGCAGAAGAUUAACAACAGGAAUAGAAACGCCGGCGCGAGUAGCGGAGCGGGCGCGGGCGCAGGCGCGGGCGGCGCCAAGAGCGAGCCCGCCAUGCGCGGCGCCGCCACUCCCCCCGCUAGACACCGCACCACUCCCCCAGCUCAUCAGCCACACGCGGGAGGCGGAGCAGCAUCAGGCGGCGCAAGCGCAGGCUACCAGGGCGGGUACCUCUCCUUCCAGCAGCAGCAGCAGUACCACGGAGGGGGGUGGGCGCCUUCCUGCUCGCUCGCCAAGCUGCAGCAGAUGGCCGAGGCGCCGCAACACCACCACCAGCAGUACGCGCAGCAGGCGGGCGGCGCGCAGCACUACCACAAGUACUACCCGGCGCCCAACCAGCUCGACGCGGCGCGCACCCGCACGCACUCCGCGCCCGCGCCCGCGCCCAGCAACCUGUCGCCGAUGCAGCACAUGCAGAUGGCGCCUACGUCGCGCAUGUCGCCCAACCUCAACUCUCACAUCAUCUCGCAGUAUGGCGUCGGCCUGGCCAACUCGUACCGCAUGCCGCCGCAGCAGCAAUUCAACAAUCUGCAAAUGAUGAACGUCAACACACCCGUGCAGUACUCCAGCCCGGACCCGAGAGCCCAGCAACCAAAUGUGUAUGCCUAUGGCUAUAUCAAUGCCCCGUCGGCUCUCGGGCUGCAGAGCCUGAACUCGACCAUGCGUCGGUAGCCCAAACCUAAGCCGGGUGACCC